Messenger RNA from Sphenostylis stenocarpa, 294 nucleotides. NCBI's taxonomy places the organism in Eukaryota, Viridiplantae, Streptophyta, Magnoliopsida, Fabales, Fabaceae. The record is from the annotation of a GenBank genome assembly.
AUGGAAAAGUGGAGAUGCAGGGGAGGAGAAAUGUUGGGAUGGAGGUGGAUGGUUCCAAUGAUACUUGGUGGCGCGGGGUGGCUAGGGGGCGAGGCGAGCGGUGGAGGCAUAGUGGAGAGCGAGGCGCAGAGGAGGUUAGCGACGCCUAGGGUGGAGCCUACCGGCACGACUAAAGCAUGUGAUGGCUGGCCACGCGGAUUUGGGAAAAUAGUGGAGGCGUGGGUGGUGAGAGGGUUGAGCAAGUGCACCCGUGAUGGAGAUUGCGACUCGGGCGACUGGGGUCUGGACGGCUGA